Messenger RNA from Brassica oleracea var. oleracea, 544 nucleotides. RefSeq names its product centromere protein X. Gene Ontology annotation, biological process: resolution of meiotic recombination intermediates; DNA repair; replication fork processing. NCBI's taxonomy places the organism in Eukaryota, Viridiplantae, Streptophyta, Magnoliopsida, Brassicales, Brassicaceae. The transcript is spliced from 6 exons. The record is from RefSeq and is a predicted model, not a curated record. Gene Ontology annotation, cellular component: Fanconi anaemia nuclear complex; FANCM-MHF complex. The coding region runs from base 61 to 375 and encodes 104 amino acids.
UACAAUCCUCCAUCGGAGCUCGCCGUCGCCGUCGAAGAUUCCUUAUAUUCGCGAAACGCCAUGGACGCCAACAAUGCUUUCGAUUCUGAUCUGAUUCACGCCAUUUUCAAGCACAUUUGGGCCCGAAGAUUUCGCGAAAGAGAGAGGAGUGAUGCAAUUGAUGCUACAGACGCUGAGGUUGCUUUGGGAACAUCCAAGAAGAACAGACUUGCUUCUGCCAACGCGAAUGCUCUGAAACUUAGCUGUGAGCUUCUCAAGAGCUUUGUCUCAGAGGCUGUGCAGCGCGCGGCUAUAAUUGCGGAAGCUGAGGGGAUGGAUAAGAUUGAAGCGAGUCAUUUGGAGAGGAUUCUUCCUCAGCUUCUUUUGGACUUUUAAAAGGUAACAUUGAUGAUAAAUUUGACUGUUAAUGUCUGAUGAUUAACAGUGAUUUCACGCAAGGUUUUUUGAAGAUAAUAUAAAUAGUUUAUCUCUGGUUGCUAUUUCGCAUGUUCAUGUAAGGUUACUCUAUGAGAAAAAGAGAGCGAAGUAUAUAUAUUUGACUUGA